AUGGAUGUCUACUACUUUUACUCUUAUGGCACUGCCGCAUGGCUGGCAACCCAAGCCGCGCCUCUCAUUGCGUCCCCAACAAUGAUAGUAGCACUGUUGUCACCCGAGGUCCGCGAAGCCUCCACUCUCGAGGUCUACUUCUCCCGCUCGCUGGGGUUUUCGCUCAUCGCACUGGGCAUCAUGACGGUUCUACUCACGGGCUCUGUUCCACUCUCUAGUAGACUUUCCGAGGGAGCGACGACCAACGCCGAAGACCCCAAAGCCCCCUACGCGCUCCCCACCCUUACCAUAACCGCAAUCUUCCAUUCAGUCGUCGCCUUCUACGGCUACGCCAUGUGGACCAAGGUUGGUGUCAUGUCUUUCGGUCUGGCAACGCUCGGCUCGGGCUUCCUGGCUAUGAUUGCGCUUUGGUGCAUUUUGUUCGCUAGCAGCAAUGGCCGCAUUAGCAGGAAGACAGGUGCUGACAAGAGGACAUCUGGAUUCCCGUUCAAGAACCAAGAGGCUGAGAAGAGGAAGGCUAGGUAA
This is a messenger RNA of Alternaria postmessia, 525 nucleotides long. RefSeq lists its product as uncharacterized. Bases 1 to 525 code for a protein of 174 amino acids. The transcript has 5 exons. The record is from RefSeq and is a predicted model, not a curated record. Lineage: Eukaryota; Fungi; Ascomycota; Dothideomycetes; Pleosporales; Pleosporaceae.